Mizuhopecten yessoensis (Yesso scallop) is the source of this 1526-nucleotide messenger RNA. RefSeq names its product acid ceramidase-like. Gene Ontology annotation, biological process: fatty acid metabolic process. Gene Ontology annotation, molecular function: fatty acid amide hydrolase activity; N-acylsphingosine amidohydrolase activity. The record is from RefSeq and is a predicted model, not a curated record. Gene Ontology annotation, cellular component: lysosome. Bases 21 to 1229 code for a protein of 402 amino acids. Lineage: Eukaryota; Metazoa; Mollusca; Bivalvia; Pectinida; Pectinidae. The transcript has 13 exons.
CCGACUGCGAUAUAAGUCACAUGUCGAUUGUUUGGCAUAGUCACAAGAUCAAGAUGCAGCGAUUAUUGAUGUGUUUUGUUGGUGUCAUCAGUCUUACAAAUUGUCAGAUUCCACCGUUUAUGGAAGAGUGUGUCAAUAAUGCAUAUCCACCACCAGCAAGCCAUAAAGUACCAUCGUAUGUGGUUAAUCUUGACCUCCCAGCUGCCCAAAGAUGGACGCCUGUUGUAAAGAACAAAGGACAUCAGAUCAAGAUGUUACUUGAUGAGUUCAAGUCAUUGAUCAGCGACAUAUUCAAUGGAUCCCAAGCUAUUGCUGACUUCAUCGAUAAAGAGGGGCCUGCCUUUGACAAGACCUUACCACAGCCGUUUGCCGAUGAAAUGAGAGGGAUAGCAAAUGUCACCGGUCUGGAACUGGGAGAGAUUGUAUUCUUCAAUGUCUUCUAUGAGUUUUUCACGGUCUGCACAUCCAUAGUGGCACAGGAUUCUACUGGUAAACUCUACCAUGCCAGAAACCUUGACUUUGGAUUAUUUCUUGGAUGGGACAUCAAGAACAACACAUGGGCAGUGACAGAGCUGCUGAGACCAAUGGUGAGCAUUGUGGAUUUUCAAAAAGGAGGGAAAACUGUCUUCAAAUCUGUCAGCUUUGCUGGAUACAUUGGGAUUCUUACAGCUAUAAAACCAGGAAAAUUUACAUUGACUAUGAAUGAACGGUUCAAUAAAGAUGGUGGCUAUAUAGGUUUGAUGGAGUGGAUCCUUGGAAUACGUACUGGUCAGUGGAUGGGCUUCCUUACCAGGAAUGUGAUGGAGUCAGCAUCCAGCUACAAUGAGGCAAAACACAGUCUGACUGUUGAGGAGAUGCUGGCUCCAGCCUAUUUUAUACUUGGAGGCAACGCAACCUCAGGACUUUAUCAACAGGGGUGUGUCAUCACACGGGCCCGGGACUCGGCAGUAGAUGUGUGGGACAUGGAGAGGGCCAAUGGUUGGUACGUCCUGGAGACUAACUAUGACCACUGGGAGGCGCCACUGUUCCUCGACAAUAGGCGCACACCUGCCCACCAUUGUAUGGGUAACAUGACACAACAGGGUGUGUCAAUCAAAGGGCUUCAUAAUGUCCUAUCCUCCAGACCUGUCCUCAAUAAACUAACAACAUACACCGCUCUGAUGCAGGUAGACAGCGGCCAUCUUGAAGCCUGGCUACAGUACUGUCCAGAACCAUGUGUCCCAUGGUAACCAACUGUAUGUUUUAGCAACAUCGUAACAUUGACCGACUUUUACCGUAUCCAUGGUAACACCGACUGACCACCCUGUAUCACGAGGUUACACUGACUGACCAUAAACAGUGAAUCACGAAGAGUGAAUUUUCAAAACAGUGCUGUGAUCAAACUUAUAAUAUGAGAUACAUAUUACUUCCAGAAAUGUUAAGUAUAAUAUAUAUAAAACUUUGAAUAACAGAUAAUGUAUGAUUGUUGAUGUACAUUGUAGCAGUUUUGUAUAUGUCUGUCUGACUGGUUCAUAGAGAGUUUACAG